This is a messenger RNA of Dunckerocampus dactyliophorus (ringed pipefish), 7368 nucleotides long. RefSeq names its product dynein axonemal assembly factor 1 homolog. The coding region runs from base 1 to 7368 and encodes 2455 amino acids. The transcript has 3 exons. NCBI's taxonomy places the organism in Eukaryota, Metazoa, Chordata, Actinopteri, Syngnathiformes, Syngnathidae. Gene Ontology annotation, molecular function: protein binding. The record is from RefSeq and is a predicted model, not a curated record.
AUGGAAAAUGCAGCGUUGACACCGACUCCACUGAGAGGUGGCAGCGAUACUAAGGCAACCGCUGUACAAAGUCAAUGUCAAGAAAACAAAAAUCUGACAAAAAAUUCCGGGCCAAGAAUGACGAAGAAGUUCUUGAAGGACCACUGCAAGCAGAACAAACUGUAUUGUACGCCAUAUCUGAAUGACACGCUCUACCUGCACUUUAAGGGUUUCUCCACCAUUGAGAACUUGGAGGAGUACACCGGGCUCAAGUGUUUGUGGCUAGAGAGCAACGGCUUGCAACGUAUCGAGAACCUGGAUGCGCAGAUUAACCUGCGCUGCUUGUUCCUGCAACAGAACCUGAUACAGAAGCUGGAGAACCUGGCCCCUCUGCAGAAGCUCUGCUCCCUGAAUGUCUCCAACAACUACAUCAACACUAUCGAGAACAUCUCCUGCCUGCCUCAGCUCAGCACCCUGCAGAUCGCCCACAACAAACUCGAGGUUGUGGAUGACAUCCAGCAUCUUAGCGAGUGCGUGGCCAUCACGGUUUUGGAUCUGUCCCACAAUCUCCUCCACGAGCCAGCCAUUAUUCCAGUCCUUGAGGCCAUGCCGGAACUACGUGUCCUGAAUCUGAUGGGCAACAAAGUGGUGACCAGAAUCCCCAACUACAGGAAGACCCUCAUCAUCCGCCUCAGGCAGCUCACCUUCCUGGACGACAGGCCUGUCUUCCCCAGGGAUAGAGCGUGUGCAGAGGCAUGGGCGCUUGGGGGGCUGGUGGGGGAGCGCAAGGAGAGGGAGCAGUGGGACAACCAGGAUAGGAAGAAAAUCCGGGACAGCUUGGAUGCACUAGCGUUACUUAAAAAGAAAGCCCAGAGGAAACAACACCUUAAAGAGGAAGCGAAGAGAGGUGAGCUUGAGUCUUCCUUCGCAUUAGAAACAUCUUGUGAGGAAUCAUCUGCUGAGAACAUCCAGAGCUUUGUGCAGGACUCCUUGGAUGCCCAGGAGGUGUUUCUCCAAAGUCAAACAACACAAUCCAAUGAAAACGAUGGAAAUGAUGAAGACUCAGAAGCAGACCAGCUUGAUGAAGAAUUGGAGGCCAAUGUUAAGAUGUCUGAGGAAGAUGAAGAACAACCUCAGCAGGCUGAUGGUGGUGGAGUAGAGGAUCAGGUUAUCAGCGAUGAAGCAGGAAGAGAAAUUCCAACAAUUGUAAAGUGUGAGGAUGCACAUCAGGAGAACCAACUUCAUGUAGUCAGGGUAGACCCACAAGGAGCAAGUCCACUGGAGACUCGACUGGAUGAUGCGGAUUUGCUGCAUGUUGAUAAUCUUCCUGUUCUUACUCCAAGCAUCCAAAGCUUAGUGCAGGACACAUUAGUUGCCCAUGAAGAGUUGUCCAAAGAAAAUGAAGCACAUCAGCUUGAUGAAGAGUUGGAGGCUGGAAAUAAGAUGUCUGAGAAAGUUGAUGGACAGGCUCAGCAGGCUGAUAAUGAAGAGAAUCAGGUUCUGUGUAAUGAAAAAAGAAGAGAACCUACAAUUUUGAGCAAUGCUAACGAAGAUGUAGAGAAGCGGCUUCCUUCGGUGAGGACGGACUCUCCUGAGGAGCAACAAAAUCCCAGCCUAGUAGGGAUUGGAUGGGCGCAUGCACAGCUGCAGCAUGUUGAUGAUCUUCCUGUUCUAGAGGAUGCGGAAUCACCUACUCCAAGCAUCCAAAGCUUAGUGCAGGACUCACUGGAUGCCCAAGAGUUUCUCCAAAGUCAGACAACACAGCUGUCCAAACAAAACCAAGAAAGCAAAUACGACCAGCUUGAUGCAGAGUUGGAGGCUGGAAAGAAGUUGCCUGAGAAAGUUGAUGAACAGACUCAGCAGGCAGAUGGCCAGGAGAAUCUUGGAGAUGAAACAAGAAGAGAACCUACAAUUGUGAGUCAUGCAAAUGAGGAGCAAGAGAACCAGGUUCAUUCAGUGUGGAUAGAUUCUGCCAAGGCAGUACAAAAUCCCAGCACACUAGUGACCGGACUAGAGGAUGCAGAGCUGCUGCAUGCUGAUGACCUUCCUAUUCUUGAGGAUGCGGAACCACCUAUUCAAAACUUUGUGUGGGACAAAUUGGACUCCCAUGAGGCGUUUCUCCAGAGACAAACAUAUCUGUCCAACGAAAACCAGCAAAACGACAAAAACUCUGAAACAAACCAGCCUGAUGACAAGUUGGAGGUUGAAAAUAAAAUAUCUGAAGAAGAUGAACAGACUCAGCAGACAGAUGGUGAGGAAGAUCAGCUUCACCACGUUGAUGAACCAGAAAGAGAACUGCCAACAGUUGCAAACCAUGAAAGCAAGCCACAGGGGAACCAGCUUCCUUCUGUCAGUGUAGACCCUCCAGAAGACCUAAAGGUUUCCACUUCAACGGGUUCUAGACUAGAGGAAGCAGAACUGCUCUAUAUUGAUGGGCCACCUGCUGCGGCUGUCUUUGUGCAGGACACACUGGAGGCCCAUAAGGAGUUUCUCCACAGUCAACCCAAUGAAAACCAGGAAAACUACAAAGGCUCCAAAUCAAAGCAAUUUGAUGAAAGAGUAGAGGCAAAGAUUGAAGAUGAAAUGUUUGAAGAACAACAAGAAAAUGCUCAACAGGCCGAUGGAGAAAAGGCUCAUGGUGAUGAAGCAGAGCCUGAGGAAGAUGAACAGGCUGAUGGAGAGGAGGAUCAUGUCGUUGUUGAUGAAACAAAAAGAGAACCUACAAAUGUGAGUCAUGUAAAGGAGGAGCAGAAAAAACAGCUUCAUUCGAUGAGCGUAGACUCACCCGAAGAACUGCUAAGUCCUGGUGCACCUGGGACUAGAACGGAGGACACAGAGCCACUGCACACUGCUUUUCAUGCUCUUGGGGAUGUGGAACCGCCUGUUCAGAAUAUUCAUAGCUUUGUGCAGGACACACUGGAGGCACAGGAGGAGACACUACAGUCUGAUGAAAUCCAAGAAAAGCGCUUUGAAGCGAACAUGUGUGCAGAACAGUAUGAACAGACUCAGCAUGCCGAUGGAGAAGAGUAUCGCGUUCCUGGUGAUGAAGCAGGAAGAGAAUGUACAAUCAAUGUUGAGAGCGUGCUGCAGGAGAAGCAGUUGGUCAGGGUAGAGCCCCAAGGUCUAUGUCCACUAGAGACUGGGCAGCAGGAUGAAGGGCCACUGCAUGCUGAUGUUCCCGCUCUUCAAGAUGUUGUCAAACUUGCUGGAAACAUCCAGAGCUUUGUGCAAGUCACACCGGGGAACCAUGAGGAGUUUGUCCAGAGCCAAACGACACAGCAGACCAAUGAAAACCAGGAAAAUGACAAAGUCUUACAGUCACAAUCAGAGCAGCGUAAGGAAGAGUCAGAGGACAAGAUCAAAUAUAAGAUGUCUGAAGAAGAGGAUGAACACGCUCAGCAGGUGGAUGAAGAGGAUAAUCAGGUUCUCAGCGAUAAAGCAGGGAGAGAGCUUACUUCUGUGAUGUUAGAUUCUUUUGAAAAAUCACAUGACCCCAGUCCAAUGGUAACUGGGCUACAGGAUGUGGAACCACCUGCUGAUAACAUGCAUAGCUUUUUGCAGGACACAUUGGAGAUCCACCAGAGUCAAUCAGAGCAUUCCAAUGAAAAACUGGAUGAAGACUCGAAAUCAGAGCAGUUUGAAGAAGAGUUGGCUGUUGAGAUCCAAGAGAAGAGGUCUGAAGAAAAUGAACAGGCUGAUGGAGAGGAGGAUCACAUUCUUGGUGAUGAAACAAAAAGAGAGCCUACAAAUAUAAUUCAUGUAAAGGAGGAGCAGAAAAAACAGCUUCAUUCGAUGAGCGUAGACUCACCCAAAGAACUGCUAAGUCCUGGUGCACCUGGGACUAGAAUGGAGGACAUAGAGCCACUGCACAUUGCUCUUCAUGCUCUUGGGGAUGUGGAACCGCCUUUUCAGAACAUUCAUAGCUUUGUGCAGGACACACUGGAGGCCCAGGAGGAGACACUGCAGUCUGAUGAAAUCCAGGAAAAGCGCUUCGAAGCAAACAUGUGUGCAGAACAAUAUGAACAGACUCAGCAUGCCGAUGAAGAAGAGUAUCGCGUUCCUGGUGAUGAAGCAGGAAGAGAAUGUACAAUCAGUGUUGAGAGCGUGCUGCAGGAGAAGCAGUCGGUCAGGGUAGAGCCCCAAGGUCUAUUUCCACUGGAGACUGGGCAGCAGGAUGAAGGGCCACUGCACGCUGAUGAUGUUCCUGCUUUUCAAGAUGUUGUAGAACUUGCUGGAAACAUCCAGAGCUUUGUGCAGGUCACACCAGGGAACCAUGAGGAGUUUGUCCAGAGCCAAACGACACAGCAGACCAAUGAAAACCAGGAAAAUGACAAAGUCUUCCAAUCACAAUCAGAGCAGCGUAAGGAAGAGUCAGAGGACAAGAUCAAAGAUAAGAUGUCUGAAGAAGAGGAUGAACACGCUCAGCAGGUGGAUGAAGAGGAUAAUCAGGUUCUCAGCGAUAAAGCAGGGAGAGAGCUUCCUUCUGUGAUGUUAGAUUCUUUUGAAAAAUCACAUGACCCCAGUCCAAUGGCAACUGGGCUACAGGAUGUGGAACCACCUGCUGAUAACAUGCAUAGCUUUUUGCAGGACACAUUGGAGAUCCACCAGAGUCAAUCAGAGCAUUCCAAUGAAAAACUGGAUGAAGACUCGAAAUCAGAGCAGUUUGAAGAAGAGUUGGCUGUUGAGAUCCAAGAGAAGAGGUCUGAAGAAAAUGAACAGGUUGAUGGAGAGAGGUAUCACAUUCUUGGUGAUGAAACAAAAAGAGAGCCUACAAAUAUAAUUCAUGUAAAGGAGGAGCAGAAAAAACAGCUUCAUUCGAUGAGCGUAGACUCACCCGAAGAACUGCUAAGCCCUGGUGCACCUGGGACUAGAAUGGAGGACAUAGAGCCACUGCACAUUGCUCUUCAUGCUCUUGGGGAUGUGGAACCACCUGUUCAGAACAUUCAUAGCUUUGUGCAGGACACACUGGAGGCCCAGGAGGAGACACUGCAGUCUGAUGAAAUCCAGGAAAAGCGCUUCGAAGCAAACAUGUGUGCAGAACAAUAUGAACAGACUCAGCAUGCCGAUGAAGAAGAGUAUUGCGUUCCUGGUGAUGAAGCAGGAAGAGAAUGUACAAUCAAGAUACAAGAUACAAGAGAGUUUCAUUGUCAUGUGCAUAGUAUCAGUGUUGAGAGCGUGCUGCAGGAGAAGCAGUCGGUCAGGGUAGAGCCCCAAGGUCUAUGUCCACUGGAGACUGGGCAGCAGGAUGAAGGGCCACUGCACACUGAUGAUGUUCCUGCUUUUCAAGAUGUUGUAGAACUUGCUGGAAACAUCCAGAGCUUUGUGCAGGUCACACCAGGGAACCAUGAGGAGUUUGUCCAGACCCAAAUGACACAGCAGACCAAUGAAAACCAGGAAAAUGACAAAGUCUUCCAAUCACAAUCAGAGAAGCUUAAGGACGAGUCGGAGGACAAGAUCAAAGAUAAGAUGUCUGAAGAACAGGAUGAGCACACUCAGCAGGUGGAUGAAGAGGAUAAUCAGGUUCUCAGUGAUAAAGCAGGGAGAGAGCUUCCUUCUGUGAUGUUAGAUUCUUUUGAAAAGUCACAUGACCCCAGUCCAAUGGCAACUGGGCUACAGGAUGUGGAACUACCUGCUGAUAACAUGCAUAGCUUUGUGCAGGACACAUUGGAGAUCCACCAGAGUCAAACAGAGCAUUCCAAUGAAAAACUGGAUGAAGACUCGAAAUCAGUGCAGUUUGAAAAAGGGUUGGCUGUUGAGAUCCAAGAGAAGAAGUCUGAGGAAGAUGAAGAACAGGCUCAGUGGGCGAUUGGAGAGGAGGAUCAGGUCCUUGGCAUCGAAGCAGGAAGAGAAUCUACAACAAUUGUAAGCGAUAGGAGUGAGCACCAUGAGAACCGGCUUCCUUCAGUGAAGGUAAACCCCCCUAGAGAACCACGUGGUCUUGGUCCACUAGAGACUGGGCUACAGGAUGCAGAACCACCACACAUUGAUGAUCUAACUGAUCCUCAGGAUGUGGAUUCACCUGCUGAUAACAUCUACAACUUUGUCCAGGACACAUUGGAGAUCCAUCAAAGUCAAACACAGCAAUCCAAUGAAAAACUACAAGAAGACCCCAAAACAGAGCAGCUUGAUGAAGGAUUGGUGGCCAAGAUUCAAGAUAAUAUGUCUGAAGAAGAUGAACAGGUUCAGCAGGGGGAGGGGGAGGAGCAACAGGUUCUUGGCAAUCAAACCAAAGAAUCUACAAUUAUGGAUCAUUCAAUUGAGGAGCAGGAGAACCUGCCUCCCUCUGACAGGGUCGAUUCUUCUGGUGAUGCACAUGGUCCAUGUUUACUGGCGACUGAACUGCAGGAUGCAGAGUCACUGAAAAACAAUGGUCUUCCUGUUCUUGAGUAUGUGGAACCACCUGUUGCGAAUAUCCAUUACUUUGUCCAGGACACAUUGGAGAGCCUCCAAAGUCAAACACAACAAUCCAGUGAAAAACUGGAAGAAGAUUCCAAAUCAGAAAUGCUUGAUGAAGGGUUGGUGGCCAAGAUCCAGGAUAAGAUGUCUGAAGAAGAUGAACAGGUUGUUGGUAAGGAGCAUCAUGUUCUUGACAGUCAAACCAGAGAGCCUACAAUUGUGAACCAGUCAAGUGAGGAGCAGGAGAAGCAGCCUCCCUCUGACAGGGUAGAUUCUGCUGAAGAAGCACACAGUCCAUGUCGACUGGAGACUGAACUGCAGGAUGCAGAGCCACUGAAAACUGAUGUCCAGCAUUUGGAACCACCAGUUGAGAACACCCAUAGCUUUGUCCAGAACACACUGGAGAGCCUCCAAAGUCAAACACAGCAAUCCAAUGAAAAAUUUGAAGACUCCAAAUUAGAGCAGCUUUACAAAGAAUUGGCUGUUGAGAUCCAAGAUAAGAUGUCUGAGGAAGAUGAAGUGUAUCAGUGGGUGAAUAGAGAGGAUGUUCAAGUUCUUGGCAAUGAACCAGGAAGAGAAUUUACAAGCCAUGAGAACCAGCAUCCUUCUGUGAAGGUAGACUCUCCUAAAGAAGCACAUGGUCCUGGUCCCCUAGAGACUGGACUGCAGGAUGCAGAACCGCUUUACAUUGAUGAUCUUCCUGAUCUUCAGGAUGUGGAGCAUCCGAAAGAAAUGUUCUCGAAUCUGUGGAUGUUUAAACCAAAAGUCCAAGUCCUGUCUGUAGAUGGAUCAGUCAUCAGGUCCUCAAAUCCCGACAUGUCGUUUUUUUUAACGAGUGACUACUCCAAGCCAACUGAACCUCCUCAUGACUCAUCACUGCUCGAUCCAGAAGAUCACCACCACCACCUGGAGCCGCUGGCUUUGGAGCUGGAAGAAAAAUACAGGCUGCACAUUGGAAAGAAAAAUGUGGCCAGCUCACAGGUGCUCCUUUAA